Messenger RNA from Physcomitrium patens, 969 nucleotides. Its product is annotated as small ribosomal subunit protein uS4z. Lineage: Eukaryota; Viridiplantae; Streptophyta; Bryopsida; Funariales; Funariaceae. Gene Ontology annotation, cellular component: cytosolic small ribosomal subunit. The record is from RefSeq and is a predicted model, not a curated record. Gene Ontology annotation, biological process: translation; ribosomal small subunit biogenesis. Gene Ontology annotation, molecular function: structural constituent of ribosome; rRNA binding.
GUGAAUUCCGAGCUUAGGGCUGGGGUUUUAGGGUUUGGUCUGAGAGGUUGAAGGUCUUGAGAGACCAGACAAGAGAUCCUCUUUUCCAGUUUUUGUUCUCUUGCGGUGGAAGCUCCGCAAGCUUCAACACCAAGAUGGUGCACGUUGCUUCCUUCCGCAAUUAUGGGAAGACAUUUAAGAAGCCCCGUAGGCCCUUCGAGAAGGAACGUCUCGAUGCUGAGCUGAAGUUGGUGGGAGAGUAUGGUCUCCGCAACAAGCGCGAGCUCUGGAGGGUGCAGUAUGCCCUUAGCCGUAUCCGCAACAAUGCCCGUAUGUUGCUUACCUUGGAUGAGAAGAACACUCGUCGUAUCUUCGAGGGAGAGGCCCUUCUGAGACGCAUGAAUCGGUAUGGUCUUCUCGAUGAAAAUCAGAGCAAGCUCGAUUAUGUGCUGGCUCUUACCGUGGAGAACUUUCUGGAGCGACGCCUCCAGACUCUUGUGUUCAAGUCUGGCAUGGCCAAGUCCAUCCACCACGCCCGUGUUCUCAUCAAGCAACGCCACAUCAGGGUCGGCAAACAAAUCGUCGAUGUCCCCUCUUUUAUGGUUCGCGUUGACAGUCAGAAGCACGUUGACUUUGCUCUGUCAAGCCCACUUGGUGGCGGAAGACCUGGCAGAGUGAAGCGCAAGAACAUGAAGGCUGCAUCCAAGAAGGCAUCCGGUGGUGACGAUGAUGAGGAAGAGGAUGACGAGUAGAUCUUGAAUUUACCAGUAGCGGAGGGGGUUCACCAGGCUAUUUCUGUGAUUGAUGAAUAACCUAAGAAAAGCAGUUGAUUCCCUUUCCUGUGGAUAACAAUGCAUCCACUCUUUGUGUCGAUUUUCCUCUUCUUUUACGAUGUGCAUUUUCGUGUAGGUAAGCUUACAUUUGCAUUGACCGUGUUUGUUUGUAAUCCGUAAGAUCUGGAACAUAAUUCCGAUACCAUUUUAUUUUGAA